Molecule: messenger RNA, 513 nt
Organism: Colletotrichum graminicola M1.001
Lineage: Eukaryota; Fungi; Ascomycota; Sordariomycetes; Glomerellales; Glomerellaceae
Product: Skp1 family protein
Exons: 4
Coding region: 1-513 (170 amino acids)
Biological process (GO): mitotic cell cycle; SCF-dependent proteasomal ubiquitin-dependent protein catabolic process
Cellular component (GO): cytoplasm; nucleus
Molecular function (GO): cullin family protein binding
Source: RefSeq, a predicted model, not a curated record
AUGGCCGCCGAAAAGAAGGAUUCCAAGAUCUGGGUCCAGUCUAACGACAACAUCACCAUCCCAGUUGAUCGUGUUGUCGCUGAGCGCUCCAUGCUCAUCAAGAACAUGCUCGAGGAUGUUGGUGACGACAGCAUCAGCCAGGAGAACCCUAUUCCCAUCCCCAACGUGAAUGAGGCAGUCCUUCGCAAGGUCAUCGACUGGUGCGACCACCACCGCAACGACCCCGUUCAGACCCAGGACGACGAGAACGAUGCUCGCAAAAAGACUACCGAGAUCGAGGAGUGGGACCAGAAGUUUAUGCAGGUUGACCAGGAGAUGCUUUUCGAGAUCAUCCUUGCUUCCAACUACCUUGACAUCAAGCCUCUACUCGACGUUGGUUGCAAGACCGUUGCCAACAUGAUCAAGGGCAAGUCCCCCGAGGAAAUCCGCAAGACCUUCAACAUUACCAACGACUUCACACCCGAGGAGGAGGAGCAGAUUCGCCGUGAGAACGAGUGGGCCGAGGAUCGCUAA